UGCGCAUGCGCUGGAUGUGUAUUCGGUGUGCACGCACGUGAAUGUGAAGUUUAUUUAUUAUAAAAUACUUAUUAUCCUCGCUGGUUAAAUGAAACGUGCAAAAUGACAAAUGUGAUUGAUAAAAUUUUGAAUACUAUUGAGGAUGUCACCAAGGACCUCACAAUCUUUUUAGAUGGAGAUAAGAAGACUGCUCAGACUUUGAGAAAAUCCACAAAGCUCCUCUACGACUUCACAAAAAAAAAUUCGGCCACUAAAACAAAUUCCCUCCCUGAGUUGGUGAUCGACGGUUUCGACGAGGAGCAAAUAUGGCAACAAAUAGACUUGCAAAACGAGCAAGUGAUUCCCUUUCUCAUAUCCGAUAUAUCAAAGCUCUUAUUAAAAAAAGAUUUGGCGCAACCUUUGGAGGAAUCCGAAGAUGAAGAAUCCGAAAGCCAACCCCCCAAAAAAUUGAAAGGCUCCGCUGAUGAAGACGUCGAAGAAGAAUCUGAUCAAGAAUUUGAUCAGGAAUCAGACAAUGAAAAUGGAUCUAAAGAAGAAUCUUUCAGCGAAACAGAAAGUACAGCUCAUGCCAAGGGCAAAAAUAAAACACAGAAACGCAAAGUAGAAUCUUCUAUCGUAGAUGACAAGUUUUUCAAAAUGCAAAGACUGAACGAAUAUCUCAUAAAAGAAGACCGAAAAGAAACAAAAGGACAGAGUAAAAAUGCAGAUCAGUCUGAUGACGAAUCUAUCGAUUUAUUCAACGGAUAUUCCGAUAAGGACAGUGGAGAUGAAGAAACACAAAAAGAAAGGGACGCUAUAUACGCUGACUUCUUUGACAGUCCUGAUUCCGAUGGAGAAGUCGAAAAUAAAGAAGAAAAUCAAGAUAAGGGAGAGGAUUUGAAUGAAGAAGAAGAUAUGGAAUCUGAAGAGGAGCCCUUUCAACAUUCCGAAGAUGAUCAGGAAUCCUCAAAAGAAAAGCGGGUUAAGUUUAAUUUGCCGGUCGACUCUGAUGAUUCGAGUAAAUCAGCUGAUGAGACUGAAAAAGACAAGAAUAAGAAAGUGAAGUCUUCACUAGAAGAGCGACAGGAGCGUCUUGAAAAGAAAAUGCGAGAACUGGAAGAACAAUCUAUUUCGGAGAAACCUUGGCAAUUGAAAGGAGAAGUUGGCGCUUCGGGUAGACCACAGGAUUCUCUUUUGGAAGACUUUGUAGAAGUUGACGUCGUUUCUAGGCCUCCGCCAGUUAUUACAGAGCAAACUACUUUGAAAUUGGAGGAUAUAAUUAGACAGAGGAUUAAAGAUAAAGCAUGGGACGAUGUAGAGAAGAAAGUGAAGCCCGUUGACACGCCAGCUGAAUAUAAAAAGAAACUGAUUAUGGAUCAAGAAAAGAGCAAGCUAAGUUUGGCUGAAAUUUAUGAAAAGGAUUUCGUUAAGCAGAGGGAGGCUUUGAAUCCAGAUCAGAAUGCUGAAGUUGGUGAUCCGCCGGAACAUAUUGAACUUAAGAAGUCGAUGCACUCACUUUUUAGGAUACUGGAUGCACUUUCUAAUUUCCAUUAUACUCCGAGACCGGUUCAGCCAGAACUCAAGAUCAUCAGCAAUGUUCCUGCCAUCAAUAUGGAAGAAGUAGCCCCGGUAGCAACUAGCGAUGCAACAUUACUCGCACCGGAAGAAAUUCGACCUAAAAAACGUGGAGAACUUCUUGGAAAAGCAGAACGAACGAAAACGGAUAUGAAACGUGAGCUGCGAAAGAAGAAAAAGAAGCAACGUGAGAUCCAGCAGGCGAAAGAAAAGAAGGAGAAACUGAGGACCGAUAUUGACACUCGAAAGAAACGGAAUAAGGAAACGGCGAAGGUCGUACAAAAAUUAACAAAGAGUCGCAACGUCUUGAAAAUGGAUGAACAAGAUAACAGAGCCACCAAGUCUUCUACUGCCUUCUUCAAUCAAUUGCAAGAUGAAGUUCAGAGUCAAAUUAAAGCAAAGACAAGCAAAAAGCCUGGAAAGAAAGAAAAAUCUCGAAUUUCGGCAGUUAAGCUGAAAUUGUAAAUUUUGUACAGUUUAAAAAAAAAUAAAGAAAAUAAACCUUAA
This is a messenger RNA of Belonocnema kinseyi, 2061 nucleotides long. Its product is annotated as U3 small nucleolar ribonucleoprotein protein MPP10. The record is from RefSeq and is a predicted model, not a curated record. The transcript is spliced from 4 exons. Gene Ontology annotation, cellular component: sno(s)RNA-containing ribonucleoprotein complex; nucleus; small-subunit processome. Gene Ontology annotation, biological process: rRNA processing. Lineage: Eukaryota; Metazoa; Arthropoda; Insecta; Hymenoptera; Cynipidae. The coding region runs from base 103 to 2019 and encodes 638 amino acids.